Molecule: messenger RNA, 495 nt
Organism: Plasmodium gonderi
Lineage: Eukaryota; Apicomplexa; Aconoidasida; Haemosporida; Plasmodiidae
Product: ubiquitin-conjugating enzyme E2
Exons: 2
Coding region: 1-495 (164 amino acids)
Biological process (GO): protein polyubiquitination; proteasome-mediated ubiquitin-dependent protein catabolic process; DNA repair
Molecular function (GO): ubiquitin conjugating enzyme activity
Source: RefSeq, a predicted model, not a curated record
AUGUCAAAUUUAGCGAAAAAGAGAUUAAUUAGAGACUUCAAAAAAUUACAAGUUGAUUCACCUUACGGAGUUAGUGGUUCCCCAAUAGGAAAUGAUAUUAUGAAAUGGAGGGCUGUUAUUUUCGGUCCAACGGACACGCCUUGGGAAGGAGGCACGUUUCAGUUAGAACUUUUAUUUGGAAAUGAAUACCCAAACAGACCACCCAAGGUCAAAUUUUUAACGAAAAUGUUUCAUCCAAAUAUAUAUAUGGACGGAAAUAUAUGUAUUGAUAUACUUCAGAAGCAAUGGAGCCCGAUUUACGACAUUUCUGCAAUAUUGACAUCUAUUCAGUCUCUGUUAAGUGAUCCAAAUCCCAACAGUCCAGCUAACCAAGAAGCUGCACUUUUGUUUGUUGAAAACAGAAUUGAAUAUAACAGGAGAAUUAAAAAUUGUGUCAAAGAGUCCAUCAAUUUUAUUGAUCAUAAAGUUCAGGAAGAGGAAGAGAGCAAGGCUUAA